AUGGCCAAUGGAUGUAGUUUAUCCCAAAAAGCUGCCGCCAUUAUCAAGACAUUAUCGAAUCAGAAUAACCUUGCAUCAAAGAACGCUUUCACAAGCAGCUGGCUCGAGUGGACAGCUAAGGUUUUGCAUCAAAAGCCAGAGCUUCCGGAAGUACCACCCGAUGCGCUAAAAUAUCAACAAUACAUAAUAAAUCCUCACGGAUGGUGGCCAAUUUUUGGAGGUGAACCAAGACGUAAAAGAAAAACUUCACCGUCAUUUCCUUCCUUUCGUAUUCCGUCGAGUUCAAAACAAAAUAAUUUGAUCCCUUCACAGUUUCCUAAACGAAGGAAAAUUCAUAAUAGCGCACAUUUUUCAUCCCCAUUCUCGUGCAAAAAUUAUCUCGCAAUUGAGUGGUUAUCUGAUCAAAGUUUUCCCUACAUCGCUACACCUCCUAGAACGACCACCUCUGCGUUGCCACAAGAAAAUUUCGCUGCGGUGACGAGUAGAGUUUUACUGGUGAGGAGGUUAAAAGCCAAACAGGGUAAUUUCCUAAGGGGUGAUGCUGCUUCUCGAUUUCGGAAGAAUAUAUUGCUUAAAGUAGCUCAAGCAUUAAAUGGGGAUCAGAGUCCUCUACCAAUUAUUGAACCACGAAUAGCAAUCGAUUCACCUGGUGAUAUAAUAAUAAAAAGACCUUGGAAGGAUGGGACAACGGAACCCUCAACCGGUACAUUUAAAGAGCUUCAAAAAUUACGGGGGUAUAGAAAUCCUGAGAUGGAAUGGAGUUCGCAAUCGGACUCCACUAAAUUACAAAAAGCACGAGAAGAAUUGUCCAAUACCAUUAAACAAGGUAUUUAA
Messenger RNA from Ambispora leptoticha, 834 nucleotides. The record is from the annotation of a GenBank genome assembly. Lineage: Eukaryota; Fungi; Glomeromycota; Glomeromycetes; Archaeosporales; Ambisporaceae.